AUGUCUGGGUCAGCGAGCAACCUCCGCGAGCGCAAGCCCAACGGUGCUGCCAACGGCGCCGCUGCCAACGGCGCCAGCACCAACGGCAACGGCAAUGCCGACUCGACCGUCGCUGUCAACAUGCCUACCAUCUAUGGCCAGGCCAUGGACAAGAAGCUCGACACGCACGAGUCAUACGAGUUUGGCGGCCCCGCCGGUGUCACUGCCAUGAUGAUCGGCUUCCCGCUCAUGAUGUACUACCUGUGGAUCUGCCUGUGGUACUAUGACGGUGCGAUGGUCCACCCCACGUCGGUCGACGACAUUGUCCCCUUCCUCCAGCGCAUGUGGGCCCACUGCCUUGACGGUGCCUACCCCACUGCUUUCGCUUGGGGCACCUACCUCGGCCUCGGCGCCAUCCAGCUCUUCUUCGCCUGGGUCAUGCCCGGUGUCUACCAGAACGGUCUUCCCGUUCCCUCGCUUGGCUACAAGACCCUCGUGUACAAGUGCAAUGCCCUCUACUCGUGGUACGCUACUCUUGUCCUUGCCGGUGUUCUCCACUACACUGGCAUCUACCGCCUCCCGUGGAUCAUUGAGAACUAUGGCUCGAUCAUGACUGUCGCCAUUGCCAGCGGUGUCACUGUUUCGGCCGUCAUCGACAUCCUUGCGCGUACCUGCCACUACGGCGGUGCUCCCCUCCGCAUGUCUGGUGUCGCUGUCUACGACCACUUCAUGGGCGUCUCGCUCAACCCCCGUCUUGGCCCCGUCGACCUCAAGAUGUUCGCCGAGGUCCGCGUCCCCUGGGUCCUCCUCUUCCUCAUCUCGCUCUCCGGUGUCGUGAAGCAGUACGAGACUCUCGGCUACGUGACCUACAACAUGUGCCACAUGCUCCUCGCUACCGGUCUCUACAUGAACGCCUGCGCCAAGGGCGAGCAGAUGAUCCCCCAGACCUGGGACAUGUUCCACGAGAAGUUUGGAUGGAUGCUCAUCUUCUGGAACAUGGCUGGUGUUCCCUUCACCUACUGCUACCCCACCAUCUACAUGACUCGCUCGGACCCGGCUACGUACGAGUUCCCGCUUUGGGGCAACGUUCUCAUGCUCGUCACCCUCCUCACCUCGUACUACAUCUUCGACACCUCCAUGUCGCAGAAGUCGGCCUUCAAGAUGCAGCAGCAGGGCGAGUACAAGCCCCGCAAGGCCUUCCCCCAGCUCCCCUGGGCCGCGGUCACGAACCCCAAGUUCAUUCAGACCAAGCACGGCAACAAGCUUCUUAUCGACGGCUGGUGGCAGUACGCCCGCAAGGUGAAUUACACUGCAGACUUCAUCCAGGCCUUCACCUGGAGCGCGACCGCUGGAUUUAACACCCCCAUCACCAUGUUCUACUCGGUGUUCUUCUUCGCAGUCCUCACCCAUCGUUGUGGCCGCGACUUUGAGAAGUGUGCCCGCAAGUACGGCGAUGACUGGGUUGAGUACUGCAAGAUCGUCAAGUGGCGCUUCAUCCCUGGAAUCUACUAG
Molecule: messenger RNA, 1491 nt
Organism: Apiotrichum porosum
Lineage: Eukaryota; Fungi; Basidiomycota; Tremellomycetes; Trichosporonales; Trichosporonaceae
Gene: ERG4
Product: C-24(28) sterol reductase
Exons: 3
Coding region: 1-1491 (496 amino acids)
Biological process (GO): ergosterol biosynthetic process
Cellular component (GO): endoplasmic reticulum membrane
Molecular function (GO): Delta24(24-1) sterol reductase activity
Source: RefSeq, a predicted model, not a curated record